AUUUAAAGAAGGGGGGCCCGAGUGAAGGGGUUGGAAGCCAGUGAUUCCCCACCCUUGCUCCAUCUAGCUCUUUCCAGUGCAGCCACUGCCGCCGCCCAGGAGCCCUCGUCCCCUCGCUCGUCCCCCUCCUCGUUCCCGCUCCAACGCCAUGGAGCCGGACACCGCCGCAGUGGCAGCCACCGUGGCAGCCUCUGAUGCGACCGCCACGAUCGUGGUCAUAGAGGACGAGCAGCCGGGGCCGUCCACCUCUAAGGAGGAGGGAGCGGCCGCCGCGGCCACCGAAGCCACCGUGGCCAAGGAGAAGGGCGAGAAGAAGAAGGAGAAAAACCUUUCUCCAUUUCAACUCAAACUUGCUGCUAAAGCUUCUAAAUCUGAAAAGGAAAUGGAUCCAGAAUAUGAAGAGAAAAUGAAAGCAGAUCGAGCGAAGAGAUUUGAAUUUUUACUGAAGCAGACGGAACUUUUUGCACAUUUCAUUCAACCUUCAGCACAGAAAUCUCCAACAUCUCCUCUGAACAUGAAAUUGGGACGCCCUCGAAUAAAGAAAGAUGACAAGCAGAGCUUAAUUUCUGUUGGAGACUACCGUCACAGGCGCACAGAACAAGAAGAAGAUGAAGAGCUGCUCUCGGAGAGUCGGAAAACAUCUAAUGUGUGUGUUAGAUUUGAGGUGUCACCUUCAUAUGUGAAAGGAGGACCACUGAGAGAUUAUCAGAUUCGAGGACUGAACUGGUUGAUCUCUUUGUAUGAAAAUGGAGUCAAUGGUAUUUUGGCUGAUGAAAUGGGUCUUGGUAAGACUUUACAGACAAUUGCUUUGCUUGGUUACCUGAAACAUUACCGAAACAUUCCUGGACCUCACAUGGUUUUAGUUCCAAAGUCGACUUUACACAACUGGAUGAAUGAAUUUAAGCGAUGGGUCCCAUCUCUUCGUGUUAUUUGUUUCGUUGGAGACAAGGAUGCGAGAGCUGCUUUUAUUCGUGAUGAAAUGAUGCCAGGAGAGUGGGAUGUUUGUGUUACUUCUUAUGAGAUGGUAAUUAAAGAAAAAUCUGUAUUCAAAAAGUUUCACUGGCGAUACCUAGUCAUCGAUGAGGCUCACAGAAUAAAGAAUGAAAAAUCUAAGCUUUCAGAGAUUGUUCGUGAGUUCAAGUCAACUAACCGCUUGCUCCUAACUGGAACACCUUUGCAGAAUAACCUGCAUGAACUCUGGGCACUACUCAACUUUUUAUUGCCUGAUGUCUUUAAUUCUGCAGAUGACUUUGAUUCUUGGUUUGACACUAAAAAUUGUCUUGGUGAUCAAAAGCUUGUGGAAAGACUUCAUGCAGUUUUAAAACCAUUUUUGUUACGACGUAUAAAAACUGAUGUAGAGAAGAGCCUGCCUCCUAAAAAGGAAAUCAAGAUUUACCUGGGAUUGAGUAAAAUGCAGCGAGAAUGGUAUACAAAAAUCCUGAUGAAAGAUAUUGAUGUUCUAAACUCUGCUGGCAAAAUGGACAAGAUGCGGCUCUUAAACAUUCUGAUGCAGCUUCGAAAGUGUUGUAAUCAUCCUUACCUGUUUGAUGGUGCUGAACCUGGUCCACCGUAUACCACUGAUGAGCACAUUGUGAGCAACAGUGGUAAAAUGGUAGUUCUUGAUAAACUGUUGGCCAAACUCAAAGAACAGGGUUCAAGGGUUCUCAUUUUUAGCCAGAUGACUCGCUUGCUGGACAUUUUGGAGGAUUAUUGUAUGUGGCGUGGUUACGAGUAUUGUCGACUGGAUGGACAAACCCCACAUGAAGAAAGAGAGGAUAAAUUCCUAGAAGUGGAAUUACUGGGUCAAAGGGAAGCAAUAGAGGCCUUUAAUGUUCCUAAUAGUAGCAAAUUCAUCUUUAUGCUGAGUACCAGGGCUGGAGGUCUUGGAAUUAACUUGGCAAGUGCUGAUGUGGUUAUACUAUAUGACUCAGACUGGAAUCCACAGGUUGAUCUACAAGCUAUGGAUCGGGCACAUCGUAUCGGUCAGAAGAAGCCAGUACGUGUAUUUCGUCUCAUCACCGACAACACCGUUGAAGAAAGGAUUGUUGAAAGAGCUGAGAUAAAACUGAGACUUGACUCAAUUGUCAUACAACAAGGAAGACUUAUUGACCAACAGUCUAACAAGAUGGCAAAAGAGGAAAUGUUACAAAUGAUACGUCAUGGAGCCACCCAUGUUUUUGCUUCUAAAGAAAGUGAGCUGACAGAUGAAGACAUUACAACUCUUCUGGAAAGAGGGGAAAAGAAGACUGCAGAGAUGAAUGAACGCUUGCAGAAAAUGGGAGAAUCUUCUCUGAGAAAUUUUAGAAUGGACACUGAACAAAGUUUGUACAAGUUUGAAGGAGAAGAUUAUAGAGAAAAACAGAAGCUUGGAAUGGUGGAAUGGAUUGAACCUCCCAAACGAGAACGCAAAGCCAACUAUGCGGUGGAUGCCUACUUCAGAGAGGCUUUACGUGUUAGUGAGCCAAAGAUUCCUAAGGCUCCACGACCUCCAAAACAGCCAAAUGUUCAGGAUUUUCAGUUUUUCCCACCACGCUUAUUUGAGCUCCUCGAAAAGGAAAUUCUUUAUUAUAGGAAGACCAUAGGCUAUAAGGUCCCAAGGAAUCCUGAUAUCCCAAAUCCAGCAGUGGCUCAAAGAGAGGAGCAAAAAAAGAUUGAUGGAGCUGAACCUCUUACACCAGAAGAGACUGAAGAAAAGGAAAAACUUCUCACACAAGGAUUCACAAACUGGACUAAGCGAGAUUUUAAUCAGUUUAUUAAGGCUAAUGAGAAGUAUGGAAGAGAUGACAUUGAUAAUAUAGCUCGAGAGGUGGAGGGCAAAUCUCCUGAGGAGGUCAUGGAGUAUUCAGCUGUGUUUUGGGAACGUUGCAAUGAAUUACAGGACAUUGAGAAAAUUAUGGCUCAAAUUGAACGUGGAGAAGCAAGAAUUCAACGAAGGAUCAGUAUCAAGAAAGCCCUGGAUGCCAAAAUUGCAAGAUACAAGGCUCCAUUUCAUCAGUUACGUAUUCAGUAUGGAACCAGCAAAGGAAAGAACUAUACUGAGGAAGAAGAUAGAUUCUUGAUUUGUAUGUUACACAAAAUGGGCUUUGAUAGAGAAAACGUGUAUGAAGAAUUAAGACAGUGUGUUCGGAAUGCUCCUCAGUUUAGAUUUGACUGGUUUAUCAAGUCUAGAACCGCCAUGGAAUUCCAGAGACGCUGUAAUACUCUGAUUUCAUUGAUUGAGAAAGAAAAUAUGGAAAUUGAGGAAAGAGAGAGAGCAGAAAAGAAGAAACGGGCAACUAAAACUCCAAUGAUUUAACAUUGUUGGGCCAUUUAAAAAUGUGCAUAUUGGAGCAGAACAUUAAAUCUGUUUCCAUUUUAGUCACAGAAAAGAAAAGCAGAGUCAGCUACUGAGAGCUCUGGAAAGAAGGAUGUCAAGAAGGUGAAAUCCUAAAGCCUAGAAAUAAAGUUUUAAAUGGGAAACUGCUAUUUUCUUGUUCCCAUCUUCAAAUGCUAAUUGCCAGUUCCAGUGUAUUCAUGGUACUCUAAGAAAAAUCUCUUUGGUUUUGAUUUCUUGCAUAUUUUAUAUAUUUUACAAUGCUUUCUACCUGAAAUGUGUAGCUUUAUAUUUUAUGCAUUCUAGUAUUUUUGUGUACUGUAUUUUGUGCAUUUCAUGUCUUCAUCAAAAGCCUCUCAGUCCUUGUUCUUUUGAAGCUUGUGCUGAGGUUUUAGCUUUUCUAUGUUUUAUAUGCCGCUGCUUUGAAAGAGAACCUAGAUUCUAUAGCUGUAUUAUUGUUGUUUCAUACUUUAAAUUUAUAUGGCUGUGGAAAAUUGAAUUAAAAUGAUUUGAGGAGAAAGACUUUUUCACUUCUUUGUUGCUUUCUUUUCUAUUGAGUAUGGGCUUGUACGUGUUACUGCAUACUGUGAUUAGCAUAAUAAUUGUUUCUUUGAGGUCAUCUAAAUAUUUUUUUUUUCCUAAAGGAAUAAAGGGUGAGAACAGAAAAAAUUUAAAAAACUAAUAUUUGAUACUGUGCUUGCUGUCAGUAUGCAUUACAUUUAAAUUAUUCUCUAAAUAUUCAAGUGGGAAAGUAUAAUAAAGAAACGUCUAUAAGAAA
This is a messenger RNA of Kogia breviceps (pygmy sperm whale), 4091 nucleotides long. NCBI's taxonomy places the organism in Eukaryota, Metazoa, Chordata, Mammalia, Artiodactyla, Physeteridae. The record is from RefSeq and is a predicted model, not a curated record.